Linnemannia hyalina is the source of this 3492-nucleotide messenger RNA. NCBI's taxonomy places the organism in Eukaryota, Fungi, Mortierellomycota, Mortierellomycetes, Mortierellales, Mortierellaceae. The record is from the annotation of a GenBank genome assembly.
AUGGAGACAGUGUUCCAGUUGGUCAGGGUUCGACUUCCGUCGUCCUCGUCCUCGUCCUCCUUGUCGUCGCCAACCUCUCCAGUUGCGAGUCCAUGGAGCCUUGAAGUCCCUGAAUCCACCAGGACGCUGCUUGAAGACAUUACCCAGCCAAUCGUCGUUAUCUCUUACUUGAGUCAGGAUCGGGAGGUGCGGGAUGCGUUGUGGACGGCAUUCAAGGAUGUAUAUGGAUGGAAUGCUCAACCAUCAACGACGACUACGACGACAUCUGGAGGACAGGAGAUAGCAACAGGGUUUUCGAUGGGUGUCUGGGGAUGGAUCUCUCCGCCUGAUACUUCUCAGGAUGAUGACGAAGUAGCAGCAGCAACAGGAGGAGGAGACUCCAAGGCUGUGAGGAGGUUGCAUCUAUUAUUUGGGGGUGACAACAACGAAGACCUUGCGGAUGAUGACACGGCUGCUGACGAAAGAUUGGCCAAUCAGGAUAUGGAAGGAGUUGAAAGAGUCGUCUGGUCGCUAUUGAGUCUUUGCUCGACGUAUCUGACGGUUAUGUCUCCUGGUCUGGAAGCGACACGGCAGGAUAUUGAGAGACUUGUCGGGUUGGUGCAGCCUCUUGUUGGGGAUCGUAAAGGAAGGAAUGAUGCAAGAGAGAAGGCGGUCUUGGAAUGGCGUUGGGUCGGACAGAAUAUCGUAGAUAAGGACCAGGAUCUGGAUGACGGUGACGAGAACGAAGGACGAGCCGUCCUGGAGAGUGUCCUUGACGACUAUGACGACAUCGAACAAACAGGAGAUAGCUGGAAGGUGUUGGAUACAGUGUGCAAGGUGUUUGAUGGUGUGAACUGUAAAGCACCUACGCCGGUGGGUGUUGAGUGGAGUAGAAGGGGGUCAGAGGUUGAUGCGAUUCGGGCCGAGGCCGCGACGGGAACGUUCCGGAUCUUGUGUGAUUAUAGCGUUGACGACAACAAGGCCGAGAAGCGAUAUCAAUGGAUCCGGAAGCUGUGGAUGUCGUUUGAUGGCUGUGGGUCUGGCGUGGAGGAAUGUGAGGUGGAGUAUCCUAAGAUGUUCUCUGACAAGAGGCCGAUCCCGUUGCCGUGGCAUACUUUGGCAAUGGUCCACUUGCGGGCGCAAUCGAUUGCCUGUGAGGAGAUUGAGGCGCGAUUUUGGGGAGCAGGUGGUGGUGGGUUGGGGCUAAAGCGGGAGCACCACUUGAGUGCGCUGGAUGAGCAUUGGCAGGCGCUGUUGAAGAAUCGGCUGUCUGGAGCCAAGAACGGAGUUAGUGGUGGCAGUAAUGGUAGUGGUGGUGCUUCACUUGUAGAGGGAUCAAGCUCUGGGCUCUCGAAAGCAGCUCCUCACAUCAAGGAUUAUACAGAGUUCUUGUUGGCGGUAGAUCAGGUACGGAGAGGAUACUUGGAGAGCUGUAUCCCAAGCCCAGAAGCACUCUCGGUGCUCGAGAACCUGGACGAAAUGCAACAAUCGGAAUCGAUCUUGUUCUUGCAAACCCUAGCUGCUACAGCUCCGGCCGUAAACAUUACAGCAACAACGACGGCAAACACGACAACGGCGAAUGCUCAGCAGCAGCAACAGCCAGCUUCAGCAAAGAGUCUGCGGUCAAAGCGGUACUCGAUCACCAACCAUCCGACUGUGGCGCUAAACGGACGAGAGUUGAUGAUCCACCCUGCGGCGGGGGAUGAUUCCAGGAUCAGUAAUACCAGCGGUGCCAGUAUAAGUAGCACGCGUCGGCCGAGUAGUAGCCAGGCGAUGGAGGCGCCGACAGAGUUGGAGCAGCAGAUUGCCGAUAUCUUGAUGUCGAAGCGUGGACGGCGCAAUUCUCAGGAUGACUCAGCUCUGACCUCCAGUAGGAAGUCAAUGGGUAGCAACAGGUCGAGCAGUCGUGGAACCAAGCGAAGUGCAAUGUCGUUGUUCCAGGGCAUGAGCAACGGCGCAGGAGUUGAACAGACAGCGGCUAACGGAAGUAUAGGCACAAUGCAGAGAAAGAGUGAGGAUAAAGACAAGGCGGUGGUGCAGUUUGGAUGGACGUUUUAUCUGCGUCACGCCAACAGCCUGCAGUAUGCCUGGAUCUGGGAUUGGCUGUCCACCCAUACCGGAUCGUCCCAUCAGAACGUUGUGGCGUGCGAUAAUAAGAUAUACACGGCUUCAAAAUGGAUGAUCCUCCCUGCAAGGGAUACUGUCGUCGCAAGGACAAGGGCUGGGAAGCAAAAGGAAUGGAAGAUUGCGUACGGAGAUCGAGUAUGGUUGGUGUCGUACUGGUACUCGACACGUAAUGCGAUCAUGGAGCUGCCAGAGUACCUCCCUCGGGCAAGAGGUGGAGCAUGUGGACAUGUUUUGCCUUAUGGCGAGACGUAUGUCAUUUGUCGGACGUGUCCUGCCGACGUUCUGUGCAUGCAGUGCUUCCGGGCUUCGGAUCAUGCCGAUCAUUCGAUGUAUCUGCAGUGCUCUUGGGGAGACUCUUCUUGCUUGAUCGAUGAAGAGGAUAACAGGGCCCUGUGUGUCCGAUGCUUCCACUCGCAUAACCACUACAAACACGAUGUGGUGGUACAACUGGCAGAGGCAGGAUCCAGCUGUAGCUGUGAAGAUGGCUAUUCCUAUAGGGACGACUUGAUCUGCACUUACCAUAGUCCAGGCGAACUAGAGGUUGAAUAUCGUCUCAGGACCAUUCCAACUGGUCACAACUCAACGGUUACGGAAUCAGACGACACUCUGACCACGACGGCGGCGACUGUCAGUGAAGAGCAUCGAUGCAUGCACGUGUUCCAACAGGACGAAGAUGUUUACCACUGUCAGGACUGUAGCACUCAUGACGGUGUGGCCCUUUGCAGUAGAUGCUUCUUUGCCUCCGACUGUGUGACCCACCAAUGGCGUGCUGGCCAGUUCUCGAGUGACAUACACGGCAAACGCGGCGGCAGCACUGGAUUGGCAGAUGACGCAUUGGCCUCCGUUGUUGACGGACUCGGGAUCAGUCAGGGCGCGUUCGGAGGCAGCACCGGUUCUAUGCAUCCGUUGGUGCAGCAGCAGCAGGAUGAAGCUGAAGUGGAGGAGGAUGUUGUUGUGAGAUGCGGAUGUGGCGACCCAAGUUUAUUCAAGAAGGCGUUUGAUUGCAACUACCACCUCCCACAAGAAUUCCGACCAGUGGCUCAGUCGCACCAUUGCAGCUAUCUCUUCCAGAGACAGGAAGUCAUGUUUCGAUGUCGGACAUGUCAUGUAUCCAAGAACAACGAGGAUGUUUGGAUUUGUGGACGGUGCUUCGUUCCGGCACAGCAUGUGGGCCAUGAGACUGAGGAGGCUGUGAACCAUUGGAAUGAGGGGCUGUAUUGCCGUUGCGGAGAUCCUGGUAUCUUUCAGGAUCAGGCUGUGUCAGAAGGAUUGGUGGCAGGGACAGAAUUGAGGUGUUGGGAUGAUCAUAAUCGACAGACUGUGUUGUGCGCCACAAAGAUCAAGGACGGCAUGUUCUACUACCGAUGCCAGGUAACUAUGCACUGA